Molecule: messenger RNA, 689 nt
Organism: Daktulosphaira vitifoliae (grape phylloxera)
Lineage: Eukaryota; Metazoa; Arthropoda; Insecta; Hemiptera; Phylloxeridae
Gene: EloC
Product: elongin-C
Exons: 3
Coding region: 136-501 (121 amino acids)
Biological process (GO): ubiquitin-dependent protein catabolic process
Cellular component (GO): elongin complex
Molecular function (GO): protein-macromolecule adaptor activity
Source: RefSeq, a predicted model, not a curated record
AAUGUAUUCUUAUCUUUUUAUAUUAUGUACAAUAUAAACCCGAAAUUUCCACAAAAAUAAUUUUUAUUAAUGACUUGUAAUUUUUUUUAAAUACUAGUUUUUAAAUAAUUUGUAAGUACUUAAACAGUUUUAAAAAUGAGUGUAGAUAUGGCCGAAGAAGGACAAGAUGACGAGACUGUAGGAUAUGGUGGUUGUGAAGGACCCGAUGCAAUGUAUGUUAAGUUAAUAUCAAGCGAUGGUCAUGAAUUUAUUGUAAAACGUGAUCAUGCCCUCAUGUCUGGCACUAUCAAAGCUAUGUUAAGUGGACCUGGUCAAUUUGCUGAAAAUGAAACUAAUGAAAUUCAUUUCAGAGAAAUACCAUCUCAUGUUUUACAAAAAGUUUGUAUGUACUUCACCUAUAAAGCUCGUUAUACAAAUAGCUCUACUGAAAUACCAGAAUUUCCAAUCCCACCUCAAAUAGCUUUAGAAUUGUUAAUGGCAGCCAACUUUUUAGAUUGUUGAACUAAUGUUUAUCAAUCAAUUGUGAACAUGAUUAAUAAUAUUUUCCAUGAUAAUUUCAGAUUCAUCUAUUUAUAUAAAAAAUCUUUGUAUAAUUUUAGAAGUUAAAAAAUAUUAAAUGUAUGAAUUUAGAAAAAAUAGUUUAAAGUACUUUUGUAAAAAAAUCUAAUAAAUAACAAAAAAUAAAUUAA